AUGUCGCUCUGGGAGGGGAUGCUCUGUCCCCGUGCACUCCAGGGCAAGAGCUCCAGGGACAUCUUCCUCCAGGUGGUGACCCCCGACCGCAUCCCGCAGUUUACUAUCCCCUCUCUGGAUGUCCACAAGAAGCACAGGUGCUCAGGCAAGGGGCAGCUGGUGGGGACGGCUUGGAGGAGCGGCUCGGACCCAGCAGUGGAGGACGAGCAUGUCAUGGCCGGCUCUAGCUCGUCCUGCUCUAACGCCGGGCUCGCUGCCACUGCACAGGCUAUCCCAGACCCCACUGCUCAGGCAGCUCUGUCCCUGCCCCAUCUCCCCAAGGUCACCACCCCGUAUGGCUUUGUCACCCUGGGGCAGAGCCCACAGGUCACCAGUGAAGAGGCGUUGUUUUUUCACUCGGGCUUAGGUUCCCCUCGAGGUCCUGCUGCUGAGAUACGCCCCAGCGGGCAGGAGGAGCCAGGAUGCUGCAGACACCCCGGGAUGCCCAUUGCUGGGAGAGGCGGCUGCUCCUGGACGGGUGGGGGCCUGAAGGACCACAAGCAGCUGAGUCCCCGUGCCCUUGCUGACCACAAGGAUGGUGGAGGCAGCCAGGCCUACAGGACUCCAGCAGGGCUUCCUCUGCCGCGGAGAUGCGCCAGCCCACUCAGAGACAUCCGAGUAAGGGAUGUUCUGGAAAGCAAAGAGGCAGAGAAGAGAGAGAGGAGGCUCCUGGAGGUGGGCUAUCAGAGGAGCAGCUCCAGCCCGGAGCUCCGCACUAGGACACCCAGGAAGAACUUGCUCCAGAAGAUCCUCAGGAGGCACCUUGCCCACCCUCGGCAGCUCAAACCUAUGAAUUUCACUCUCCACUGA
Leptosomus discolor (cuckoo roller) is the source of this 849-nucleotide messenger RNA. Lineage: Eukaryota; Metazoa; Chordata; Aves; Leptosomiformes; Leptosomidae. The record is from RefSeq and is a predicted model, not a curated record.